This is a messenger RNA of Fusarium keratoplasticum, 2883 nucleotides long. RefSeq lists its product as uncharacterized. The transcript has 6 exons. NCBI's taxonomy places the organism in Eukaryota, Fungi, Ascomycota, Sordariomycetes, Hypocreales, Nectriaceae. The coding region runs from base 1 to 2883 and encodes 960 amino acids. The record is from RefSeq and is a predicted model, not a curated record.
AUGUCUGACUUGUCGAUCGUCGACUUCGCGCCAGGAAAUGGCCGCAUGGACCUGCGGAACCUCCCCAUCGUCAUGGAUCCAGCAGAGCACCAAAGCAUCCACUUAGCUGUCAAAAACCUUGCCAGCGACUUGGAGAGGGUUACUGGAAGCCUCCCUGCGAUCUGGACCGAUCCCUCUGAAUAUCAGUCUGUUGAAGGCGCAAUCGUUGUAGGUAGCUUAGAGCGAUCCAAGCUCAUACGGGAUCUGGACGACGAUGGUACUACCCGCAGGGCCUUGAUUUAUGGUAAAUGGGAGACAUUUCACACCACUCUUCAAGACUCUCCUUGGUCUUUCGCAAGACGCAUCCUGGUCAUUGCGGGGAGUGAUAAUCGUGGUACUAUCUUUGGCGUCUAUACAUUGUCUGAGCAGCUGGGUGUCUCUCCUUGGCAUUGGUGGGCCGAUGUCCCCGUGAAACGCCGCGAGUGCGUCUACGCCCUACCUGUCAGUACCUGCCAGGGAGAGCCGAGCAUCCAGUAUCGUGGCCUGUUCAUCAACGAUGAGGCUCCUGCGCUUACGGACUGGGUUCAUGUCAAGUGCGGAUCGUGUUAUAACGCCGUCUUUUAUGAAAAGUUCUUUGAACUUCUUCUUCGGUUGAAGGCAAAUUUCUUCUGGCCAGCCAUGUGGUCUGGGUACCCUGAGCCUGGGAGCAGCUUCUUCACGGAUGAUGCCAAGAACCAGGAGACUGCGGAUGCGUAUGGCAUAGUGGUGUCCACCUCGCAUCACGAGCCGAUGCAGAGGUCCACAACCGAAUGGCGCCGAAAUGGCAAGGGGCCAUGGGCCUGGAACCAAAACAAGGAGGCCAUCACCGACUUCUUUGAGACUGGAGCAAAGCGGGCCCAGGGUCACGAGUCCAUUUUCACGCUCGGCAUGCGAGGAGAAGGAGAUGGCACGAUCGAAGCGGACGAUCCCAAGGCCACACUCAAGGACGUCAUCGAGACUCAGCGACGAAUCUUGAAGGAUGUGUAUGGGAAACCCGAUGCCGUCAAUCAGGUGAUGGCUCUGUACAAGGAAGUCCUCGAGUAUUAUGAGGAUGGACUGGAGAUCCCCGACGACGUGACGAUUCUCUUCGCUGAUGACAACUUUGGGAAUAUUCGCCGGUUGCCCACAGCAGAGGAGCGAGCACGUUCAGGUGGAUUUGGGCUAUACUACCAUUUGGAGUACGUUGGCCAUCCGCGAAGCUACAAGUGGAUUAACACGAACUCUUGUGGCAAAGUACAACAGCAGCUCCGAACAGCGUAUGACGGCGGGAUAACCAAGAUUUGGAUCGUCAACGUUGGAGACAUCAAACCGAUCGAGAUGCCCGCGACAUUUGCGAUGCAACUUGCCUGGGACAUCAACAGCGUGGGACCCAACACUCUCGACUCCUUCUUCCGGUCUUACUCUGCACGCGAGUUUGGACAUGAACAUGCCGACACGAUCGCGGGGAUUCUUUCCAAGCAUGAUCGUCUCAUGGCGCUUCGUCGGCAUGAACACAUCGAGCCUGAGACCUUCUCGGUCCUCAAUUAUCACGAGGCUGAAACCAUCUUGACGAGGUUCAAGGAUCUCGAGCGUCAAGCAAACGAUCUCUUCGAUGUCAUUCAGUCUCCAUACAAAGCAGCCUUCUUCCAGCUCGUGUUGCAUCCUGUCAAGGCGUCACGGAUCUAUACGGAUUUGCGAGUGGCUCAAGCCAAGAACCGGCUCUUCGGCUCUCAGAGACGCAACUCGACCAACCUCUUGGCAAAUCGUGCACUCGAACUGUUCGACGAAGACUGGUCCCUCGCUGAAACGUACCACAACAACCCAUGGAGUGGCACGAAGUGGGAUCAUAUCAUGAAACAGACGCACUACGGGUAUACGCCCGACAGCUGGCGCGCGCCGUCUCGCGACCUGCUCACGGGCUUGAGUUUCAUCCAGCGACGACAGGAUUCGACCCGCAUCGUGGGUCAGAUGGGUGUCGCCGUGGAGGGGCACGCUGGCAUUCGACCAGGCCUGAUCAACGAGGAGAACGAUCGGACGAACCCGUCACGUGGUGAUUUGGCCGCAGGACUGACUCUUCCUCCCCUUAGCCCCUAUGGUGUUCAGGAACGGUACUUUGACAUCUUCACCAGAGGCAAGCCUGUCGUCGAAUGGACCGCCGGCGUGGAUCAGGAUUGGGUGUUGGUCGAACCGGCAAAAGGAAGACUUGAGCCGGGAGAGGACGAUCAACGAGUGACGGUGGCAGUGAACUGGACAAGAGUUCCCCAAGAGUUCAACUCGGUCCUACAGAUUGUGGUGCAAUCUCGUGGAGGGGAACUCGAGCAUGUUCACCUGCCUGUCAUGAACCAAGCUGUGCCACCCGAGUUCCACGGAUUUGUUGAAUCCGAAGGGUGCAUCUCCUUGGAGCCUGCGUCGGUCGAGUUGACUCCACCUCAGCAAGGGGAAUAUCAGAUAUACCCUUUUCUUGGCCGCGCGCUUGCAGGAGCCAUUGGCCUAUCGACAGCCCCCAGAGCCGGAGUCUCUUGGCUGGAGUAUCCGGUUUAUCUCUUCUCGACAGUCCCUUCAGCUAAGGUGACACUGCAUUUCACAAUGAUGCUGGAGCUGAGGCCCUGGCAGAGAGCCAGCUACGAUUUGUCGCUCGGCGGUUCUAUUUUGAGUUCGGUGCCUUUGAUGGAGACCAAGGUUGAAGGUGACUUACCCGAAGGAUGGUCUACGGCGGUACAGGAUGGGGUCUGGACUCAAAGCCAUGUUUUCAGCCUUUCCAGGAGCGGACACCACGUCCUAAGAUACCGCCCUCUGGCCGAAGGGGUUCUUCUAGAAAAGAUUGUGGUAGAUCUCGGGGGCGUUCGUGCGAGCUACUUGGGGCCCCCGAUGAGCAGCCGGGUGUAA